AGUAUUUUUGCACUUCACAAAUUAAUGACCAUGAGCUCGUUUUUGAUAAACUCCAACUACAUCGAGCCCAAGUUCCCUCCCUUCGAGGAAUACGCGCAGCACAGCGGCCCGGGCGGUGGAGACGGCGGCCCGGGCGGGGACCCGGGCUACCAGCAGCCCCCGGCGCCCGCCACCCAGCACCUGCCGCCGCAGCCCCAGCUCCCUCCCACGGGCGGUAGCCGCGAGCCCCUCGCCUCCUACUACACGCCGCGGGCCGCCCGCGAGCCCGCCUACCCCGCGGCCGCGCUCUUCCCCGCCGCGCACGGGGCCGCCGGGGCCGCCUAUCCCUAUGGCUACCGCGGCAGCGCCAGCCCCGGGCGGCCUCCGCCGCCGCAGCCCGAGCAGCCCCCGGCGCACGCCAAGGGCCCCGGGGCGCACGGCCUGCGCGCCAGCCACGUCCUGCAGCCGGGGCGGCAGCCCCCGCAACCGCCGCCGCCUCCUCCCCCGCAGCACCGCGCGGCGCCCGCUGCACCCCCGCGGCACUGCGAGGCGGCCCCUGCCACCCCAGGCGCCCCGGCAGGGGGCAGCGCCCCUGCGUGCCCGCUGCUCUUGGCCGACAAGAGCCCGCCGGGCCUGAAGGGCAAGGAGCCCGUGGUGUACCCCUGGAUGAAGAAGAUCCAUGUCAGCGCGGUCAACCCCAGUUAUAGCGGAGGGGAACCCAAACGCUCUCGAACCGCCUACACCCGACAGCAGGUCCUGGAGCUGGAGAAGGAGUUCCACUUCAACCGCUACCUGACGCGCCGCCGCCGCAUCGAGAUCGCCCACGCGCUCUGCUUGUCUGAGCGCCAGGUCAAGAUCUGGUUCCAGAACCGGAGAAUGAAGUGGAAGAAAGAUCACAAGCUGCCCAACACCAAGAUGCGGUCGUCAAACUGCUCAGCAUCCUCGGCCUCCACAGGCCAGCCUGGAAAAGCACAAACUCAGAGUCCACACCCCCAUCCCCACCCAGUGGCAGGCGCCUCCACCCCUAUUCCCUCCUCCAUAUAA
Messenger RNA from Ochotona curzoniae (black-lipped pika), 1023 nucleotides. It is a transcript of the gene HOXA4, whose product is annotated as homeobox A4. The record is from RefSeq and is a predicted model, not a curated record. Bases 25 to 1023 code for a protein of 332 amino acids. The transcript has 2 exons. Gene Ontology annotation, cellular component: nucleus. Gene Ontology annotation, molecular function: DNA-binding transcription factor activity, RNA polymerase II-specific; RNA polymerase II cis-regulatory region sequence-specific DNA binding. NCBI's taxonomy places the organism in Eukaryota, Metazoa, Chordata, Mammalia, Lagomorpha, Ochotonidae. Gene Ontology annotation, biological process: anterior/posterior pattern specification; regulation of transcription by RNA polymerase II; embryonic skeletal system morphogenesis.